AUGGGAACAGCAAAUCUUGGUCGACAUGCUCGUCGUGGGGCAGGUGUUUUGAUCAUGGGUAUUUCUGGUGGUGCUGUAUUUCCACCAAUUCAAGGGAUCAUUGCCGAUCGAUAUUCGACUCGUAUUUCUUUCCUAGUACCCAUGGUUGGUUUUAUCAUUGUUUUAGCCUACGCUCUCUCUUAUUGGAUUAGGAAUGGUUUACAGAUCAAGCGUUCAUCUCGAUCUGCUGCUGAUAAUCAUGCUGUUAUUCCUGCUGGAGCAGAUAAAAUGACAGUUGAUAACACUUUCGACGUACAGAUUUCUCUAUCACGUCCAAUCAUGGCUGAGAACACAGCUAAUCAGGUUUCUGACUCAUCUCCAUUCCUUUUACAUGUUAAACCCAACAAUCGACCGCCUCAGGGUAGACUCUCAUCAUUAUAA
Messenger RNA from Rotaria sordida, 420 nucleotides. NCBI's taxonomy places the organism in Eukaryota, Metazoa, Rotifera, Eurotatoria, Philodinida, Philodinidae. The record is from the annotation of a GenBank genome assembly.